CGGCGUGAGGCUAACAAGGACCGGCUGCAGGAACCGGGGUGCUGAGAACAUACCAGCAUUUGUUCACUGGAGAUCAGUUCUUCAACUCAUUGAUUGUACAAGGGAUUCAAACAUCUGACUGUCUGAAUUGCGAGAUGAUUGAUCGCAGUGAGAUAUCAUUCUCCUUCUCUCAGUGUGGGAAAGGAUUCACUCACAGCCUACCCACAGACACGCCAGUGAGUUCACAGUGGGGAGAGGCCAUUCACCUGCUCUGUGUGAGGGAGGGGAACUACUCAGUCAACCAGCCUGAAGAUACAUCAGCAAGUUCACACCACAGUGAGAUGCUCCACCUGUUCUGACAGCGGGAAGCAAUUCAUUCUGUCAUUGAUGCUGAAGAUAUAUCCAAAAAUUCACCAGUGAGGAGACGUUUCUCAGAGUGCAGGAAGGCACUGACACAAUCAACCACACUACAGAGACACCAGCAAAUUCACAUGGUGCCAUGGCCUUUCCCCAUCUCUGAAUGUCGAAACAGAUUCAUUUAGUCAUCUCAAAUGAACGAACGUCACCAGUUCACACUGAGAAGAUGCCGCUCACCUGCUCAGACUGUGGGAAGGAGUUCACUUCGUCAUCUCAACUGAGGGUACAUCGGCGAGUUCACACUGGGGAGAGGCUGUUCACCUGCUCAGAAUGUGGAGAGGCAUUCACUCGGUCAUCUCACCUACUGAGACACCAGCUGGUUCACACUGGGGAGAAACCGUUCAGCUGCUCAGAAUGUGGGAAGGCAUUCACUCGGUCAUCUCAACUACAGGAACAUCAGCAAACUCACACUGGGGAGAAACCGUUCAGCUGCUCAGAAUGUGGGAAGGGAUUCACUCGGUCUUCUGACCUGAAGGUACAUCAGCAAGUUCAUUCUGGGGUGAGUCCGUUCACCUGCUCUGAAUGUGGGAAAGGUUUCAUGCACUCAUCCAAACUACGGAGACACUUGCUGGUUCACACUGAGGAGAGGCCAUUCACCUGCUCUGAGUGUGGGAAGGGAUUCACUCAGUCAUCCAAACUACAGACACACUGGCUGGUUCACACUGGGGAGAAACCGUUUGCCUGCUCAGUAUGUGAGAAGGGAUUCACACGGUCAUCUCAACUGAAGGAACAUCAGCGAGUUCACACUGGGGAGAAACCGUUCACCUGCUCAGACUGUGGGAAGGAGUUCGCUCGUGCAUCUCAGCUGAGCGUCCAUCAACGAUUUCACACUGGGGAGAAACCGUUCAGCUGCUCUGAAUGUGGGAAGAGAUUCACUCUGUCAUCUGACUUGAAAGUACAUCAGCGAGUUCACACUGGGGAGAGGCCAUUCACGUGCUCGGACUGUGGGAAGCGAUUCAUUCGGUCAUCUCAACUGAACACACAUCAGUGCUUUCACACUGGGGAGAAACCGUUCAUUUGCUCAGACUGUGGGAAAAGAUUCACUCUGUCAUUUCGCCUACUGAGGCACCAGUUAGUUCACACUGGGGAGAAACCGUUCAUCUGCUCAGACUGUGGAAAGGAGUUCGCUCGAUCAUCUGGCUUGAAAAUACAUCAGCGAGUUCACACUGGGGAGAGGCCGUUCACCUGCUCAGACUGUGGAAAGGAGUUUGCUGGGUCAUCGGAUUUGAAAAUACAUCUGCGAGUUCACAUUGGGGAGAGGCCGUUCACCUGCUCUGUGUGUGGGAAGGGAUUCACUCACUCAUCCACCCUACAGAGACACCAGCUGGUUCACACUGGGGAGAGGCCAUUCACUUGUUCUGAAUGUGGGAAGGGAUUCACUCAGUCAUCCAACCUUUUGUCACACCAGCGAAUCCACACUGGGGAGAGGCCGUUCACCUGCUCAGAUUGUGGGAAGGCAUUCGCUCACUCAUCCACCCUUUUGUCACACCAGCGAAUCCACACUGGGGAGAGGCCAUUCACCUGCCCUGAAUGUGGGAAGGGAUUCACUCGGUCAUCCAAGCUACAGAGACACCAGUUAGUUCAUACUGGGGAGAAACCAUUCACUUUCUCAGAUUGUGGGAAGGGAUUCACUUAGUCAUCUGACUUGAAGCUACAUCAGCGAGUUCACACUGGGGACAGACCGUCAGACUAUAAGACUUAAGACCAGAAUGAGGCUGUUUACCCCAUCGAGUCUGUUCUGUCAUUUUAUCAUGGCUGAUCCAAAUUUGCUCUCCACUCCAAUCUCCUGUCUUGUCCCUGUAUCACUUCAUGCCCGGAUCAAUCAAGAUUCUAUCCACCUCUGCCCUAAAUGUACAUAAAGAAUUGGCCUCCACAGCUGCCUGUGGCACGGAAUUCCCCAGAUUCACCACUCUCAGUCCGUUCUCUGUCAUCUCCGUUCUAAAAGGACACCCCUCUAUUCUGAAGCUCUGUUCCCUGGUCGCACACUCUUCCACCACAGGAAGCAUCCUUUCCACAUCCACUCUAUCAAGCCCUUCCACAGUUUGAUAAGUUUCCAUGAGGUCAGCCCUAAUUCCUCUGCUGAUACAGGCUCAGGCCCAUUGAACGCUCUUCAUAUGACAAUCCAUUCAAUCCUGGAAUCUGUUUUUGUGAACAUACUCUGAACCUUCUCCAGUUUCGGCACGUCCUUUCCAAGAUCAGGGGCCCAGAACUGCCCUCCAAGUGUGGCCUCACCAGUGACGACCAACUUCCCGAAUUACAUCCUCGCUGAUAUAUUGUAGAUCUCUCGAAAUGAAUGCCGACGUUGCGUUUGCCUUCCACACCACAGACUCGACCUGCAAAUUAACCUUCAGGGAAUCCUGAACAUGGACUCCCCGUGACCCUUUGCACCUCAGUUGUUCGGUAUUUUCUGUCCAUUUCGAAAAAGUUAACACUUUCAUUUCUUCUACCAAAAUGCAUGAACAUACACUUCCCGGCACUGUAUCCCAUCUGCUGUUUUUUUUUCCCAUUCUCUAAAUCUAUCUCAGUCCUUCUGCACCCUCUCUACCGAAAACUACCUGCCCCUCCUCAUGUCUUCAUAUCAUCUGCAAACCUUGUAACAAAGCCAGCAAUUCUGUCUUCCAAACUAUUGGAAUAUUACAAAAAUCACCAGUCCGAACACAGAGCCCUGAGGAACACCACUAGUGACUGGCAGCCAACCAGAGAUGGCUCCCUUUAUUCCCAGUCUUUGCCUCCUACCAUUCAGCUUGUCAUGGUCCAGUCCAUGACGUCUGCGUUCUGGUUCACGGUCCGGUCCGUGGACUCUGGACUCCAGGUCUUCUGGCUGUCCAUUGUUUCAUUGUUUAAUCACAGGCACUGAUUCUCAAAUUGGGGCUGGAAUAUCAGUGGCCCUGGGUUCGACUGUAGGUUCGGGUUGGUCUUGUCAGUAUCCUGUCCUCGCCACUGUGGGGUAGGUCAGGCCGUCUUUGCCAUUGCCCUGCGGUUGAUUCUGUCCCUCCCUGUCCUCGCCUCCGUUGGGUAAGACAGGCCGGCUUUGCCGUUACCCUUCCCUGGACUGUUCCCUUCCCUUCCCUUACAUCCCUUCCCCUUCUUUCAGCAACCCACUCCUGAAGCCUUGCCUGCAACCUCGCCUGCGUCAUCGCCUGAAUCACCAUCAAGUUUAACCGCUAGAGUGAGACUGGAGCCUUGUCAUGCCAACAGAAGGAACUGUUUAUCGAUGAGCUUGGAACUGUCUCUUUGUGUCCCCGUGUUUAGUGUCCGUGUAUGAGUCCCGACCCUACGUCCUUUCCCCAAGGAGGGUUCCUGACUCUAUGUAAAGCCCCGGCCCUACGUCCAGUCCCCAAGGAGGGGUCCUGACUCUAUGUAAAGCCCCGGCCCUACGUCCUGUCCCCAAGGAGGGGUCCUGACUCUAUGUAAAGCCCCGGCCCUACGUGCUGUCUCCAAGGAGGGGUCCUGACUUUAUGUAAAGCCCCGGCCCUACGUCCUGUCCCCAAGGAGGGGUCCUGACUAUGUAAAGCCCCGGCCCUACGUCCUGUCCCCAUGGAGGGGUCCUGACUCUGUGUAAAGCCCCGGCCCUACGUCCUAUCCCCAAGGAGGGGUCCUGACUCUGUGUUCUGUGUUCCUCUGCUUGAGUCCAAGGCUCAGUAGGAAGACUGUUUGCUGCUACUCGAGUGGACUGUUGUUGUUUGUCGUUCCGUGUCCCAAGUCCAGUCCAAGUCUCAGGCUUCGAGUCAAGUCCAGUCCGGGUCAAAGUCUCCAAGGAGGUUUCCACUCCAUGUUCGAGGCUCCGAGGAGGUUCCCAGUCCUGUUACCUUGCCACGUCCAGUCCUCGUCUGGAUCCGGAGUCCGAGCCCGAGUCAAGACCCAGGAUCCGGGUCCCUGUCCAAUCUCUGGCUCGGAAUCCUUGUCCAGGUUCCUCGUUCCCAGUUCUUAGUUCCUCGUCCAGGCCUCACCUUCCUACCCUUGUCCUAGCCAAUGCCUAGUCUUGUCCAGUGUCGUUUCUUCCCCACUUCUUGCUUGAUACACCUAGUCCUCUCCCUAGCACUUCAGUGUCUGUGUCUUGCAUUUGGGUCUGUUCCCAACGCCCACCUUAUGGCACAGCCUCUGUUUAACCCAUGCUGGAGUCUCCACUGUAAUACCGUGGGUUUAUUCAGCAGCCUAGUGUGGUGCACCUUGUCAAAGGCCUUCUGAAAAUCCAAGUAUACAACAUCUAUUUCUUCAUUCGUGUUGCUUUUCCAGCACGAGUUUCACUUGAGGAAACAAAUUCUCCUUUGUCGAUCCUGCUUGUGGUUCUUCCAAGAAUGCCAACAGAUUUGUCAGGCAAGAUAUUCCCUUCAGGAAACUUUGCUGAUUUUGAGACAUAGGAGGCUCGAAGAAAAAUAGAGGGCGAUGGGUAACCCUAGGUAAUUUCUGAGGUAAGGGCAUGUUUGUCACUGCUUUGUGGGCUGAACGGCCUGUAUUGUGCUGUAGGUUUUCUAUGAUUCAAUGGCAUAUGGUCUUCAGUCAAGGAUUAAAGGCAGAGCCUCGCAGCAGUUUUUUUUUUCCGUUGGACCUUUGAGCCGCGGCCAGUCAGCAUUUGGGUUUGCUCAGCAAGAACUGAAAGUUGGGCAGGAGCGAGUGGAGCGGUCAGUGUCAGAGUGAAUAGAGUCGGAGUGGAGAUUUUGAGGCUUCAGCUGUCAGUGAUAGGAGCCUUCAGUCAGAGAAGGUAUAAUUAAGCUGAAGGUAGAGAUUUUUUUGCCCCCUUCUUUUCAGUUGCUUAGUGAGAACAGCAGAGAUUACAGACGGGGUAGCAGAUAGCUCCUCUGGUGGGGUGUGGGAAGCAGGGACACCUCCAUCUUCUAACAAGGCACGGAACAGACACUCUGACUGACCAUCAAAUUCUCGGACUGUAUUCCUGUCUGUGUGAGAUUGGGCUGUUUCUGACUUCAAUCAAUCUAUGACUUGGCUCAAUUUGUCCUUUGACAUUAUUUCAAGUUCUGGUCAUGUUGCACAACACUACAAAGUUAACAUUUUACUGCAUGUACGAUCCUGGAGAUUUACUAAUUACUUGGAUCGCCCCCCCCCCCCCCCCAUCUGCUGAUUGACAGUGAUGAACCCAUCGAUGGCAAUGCCAAUGAAUAUAUAGUGGAGGGCAGUGGUUAUUCUCAUUGGAGUGCGGCACCUUUGUGAUCUGAAAGCCAGAAGUCACUUGUCGUCGAGGCAAAGGUGUUUCAUAUCGUUAUCAACCCAGAGUGAACUGAAUCUGACGGAAGGUUUUAUUUCCAUACAGCACGAAUUGACAUUUUCACUAGUUCAACGGACUCGGAGUCCGCAGCGGUUGGAGCAUUUUCAUUGUGUGCUGCAUCUGCGAGGCUGAGUCGGACGGCGCUGUGAAAGUAUAGCGGAGGUAUUCCCUUCUGCCGCCUGCGUGGGAUGGCGAGGCUGUCGGGACCCUGAGGGCUUGUGGAAACUGUGUGCUGGUUUCUUUUAGAACUUAUAGUCUUUUAACAUCUUUGGACUAUUUUAACUGUUCCCAUGGUCUGUUUUUUUUUAAAUCAAUUAUGCUAUUGUUUGCUCUGUUGUAACUAUAUGUUGUAAUUAUGUGGUUUUGUGCAGGUCUUGUAUCUUUAGUUUUUGGUCUUGUUUUGUCUGGUGAUUUGGAGCUACUUUCCAGAGAACGCGCUAAGAUCGUAGCGCGAUAUUAAUAAGCAGCAUCCUCUCCGGACUCUGGAUUGGGGAUUGCCAAACGUUACGUGGAUUUUCUGGUGUAGUCUGUUCUGUAAUGUGCUUUUGUGAUAUCUCACAAAACGUUGUCUCAUUUUUAACUGCAUUGCAUUUGUGGUUUCUAAAUGACAAUAAACUGAAUCUGAAUCUAAAUGGAAGGUAAACUCUUUAACUGAGAUAAACUGGUAACUAUAUUUUUGUUCAGAGUUCAUAA
Messenger RNA from Hypanus sabinus (Atlantic stingray), 6310 nucleotides. RefSeq names its product zinc finger protein 420-like. The record is from RefSeq and is a predicted model, not a curated record. The transcript has 2 exons. Lineage: Eukaryota; Metazoa; Chordata; Chondrichthyes; Myliobatiformes; Dasyatidae. Gene Ontology annotation, biological process: negative regulation of transcription by RNA polymerase II. Bases 500 to 2032 code for a protein of 510 amino acids. Gene Ontology annotation, molecular function: DNA-binding transcription repressor activity, RNA polymerase II-specific.